AUGUACAAAGCUGUUUCUAGAUUCAAACAACACCAGCUAGCACAAACUCUUAUCAAGGCUAUUUCUCUUCAAAAAUUCACAAAUUCCUUAAACCCCACAGAAAUUCCAACUGUUCAUAUUACCGUGUACAUUAGUAAUCAUACUAUAGUAGAUAAUCGUGGAAAGUUGCGCAAUUUAGCAAAUAACAUUUAUGAGCAAGACCUCAAGGCUUCGUUUAGAAAGGAUUAUGACGCCAAGUUUGAGACUAGUAUUGAAAACUUUUGCGGAAUUUCAGGAUAUAAAAUCAGAAUUGACAAUGAAGGACUGAUGGAUACUAGAGCUAAAUUAGUAAGGCCUGCUUACUUUUCUGAAUCUAAAGUGGGGCAAGCUUAUGAGGUGCUCACAGGGUGA
Phycomyces blakesleeanus NRRL 1555(-) is the source of this 390-nucleotide messenger RNA. RefSeq lists its product as hypothetical. The coding region runs from base 1 to 390 and encodes 129 amino acids. Lineage: Eukaryota; Fungi; Mucoromycota; Mucoromycetes; Mucorales; Phycomycetaceae. The transcript has 4 exons. The record is from RefSeq and is a predicted model, not a curated record.